AAAACACUAUUGUACGCUCCGCGCGUACUUGGCGCGAGAUAACACUACACGUUAUCUUUUUUUAGGAUGGACUAGGAGGGACAAGUUUCUUAUUACGGAUAACAGAGGCGAGCAGGUGUUUUACAUAGAGCAGGAAUUGCGAACCUGCUGGAGAUUCUGCCUGGGACAGUAUAAUUCAUUAUACGAAUACAGCGCUUACGACAGAAAUCAACAAGAGAUUCUUCAUAUGGUUCGACCCUUCGCCAAAUGCUGCCAAUUGCCGGCUUUAGAAGUGCAUUUCGGAGGUACUCUAUUGGGUAGCGUUACUCAAGAGUGGAGUUUUCUGCGAGCAAAGUUUUAUAUUCGCGAUGCAUUCGGCCAGCCCGUAUUAAUGAUAAAAGGACCAUCUGCUGUUUUAUGUAGUGACUCAAUUUUUGAGGUCAAAUCUGUGGAUGAGCAGCACAUCGUCGGUAUGAUUCGAAGGCAUUGGAGAGGCUUUUCUGAAGAGAUGUUCAACUUUACGGAUAAAUUCGGCAUUAACUUUCCGCGCGAUCUCGACGUGAAAAUAAAAGCCGUACUGCUAGGAGCGACUAUUCUAAUAGACUGCUUGUAUUUUGGAAGAAAUCAAAAUAGAUAAGUCAAUCUGUUGCAAUAAAAAAAAAAAGCGAUUCGUCUAUGUUAGCUUUAUAUGUCCAUCAAAAAUAUUUUGUUACGUAUUAAAUACUUCGAAAGAUUUUUAACUAUGGAAUGCAACGUAAAUGAAGGCGAGCGCUGAGUACACAUACUUACUCAGGGUGAUAUCUUCCCAGUCGACAUAAUUUGUUACUGCCUAUAUAACUUGGGAGUAAUCCUUUUUAUAACAGAUAUAUCGUAAUACUUAUAUUAUGCAGUUACUUAUAUAUCUAUUGGUCCCUGUUAUGUAAAAUAAAUGUACAAGUGUUACAUAUUAUACAUUUAUACAACAAGUAUGUGAUGUUUUAAUAUAUAAUCAUCAAUAUGCAGUGUGUUAUUAUGACAACAUGACUUAAAUAUAUUAUACUAUGCAGCAA
Messenger RNA from Temnothorax curvispinosus, 1028 nucleotides. Its product is annotated as phospholipid scramblase 2-like. Bases 227 to 616 code for a protein of 129 amino acids. Gene Ontology annotation, cellular component: plasma membrane. Gene Ontology annotation, molecular function: phospholipid scramblase activity. Gene Ontology annotation, biological process: plasma membrane phospholipid scrambling. The transcript has 4 exons. The record is from RefSeq and is a predicted model, not a curated record. Lineage: Eukaryota; Metazoa; Arthropoda; Insecta; Hymenoptera; Formicidae.